Racocetra fulgida is the source of this 249-nucleotide messenger RNA. The record is from the annotation of a GenBank genome assembly. NCBI's taxonomy places the organism in Eukaryota, Fungi, Glomeromycota, Glomeromycetes, Diversisporales, Gigasporaceae.
AUUUAACUACAUUAUUUUUAGCAAGUAAUAUUGAACAAAGAAAUGAGCAAGAAUCAGAAUAUGAAGAAGUAGAACAUGAAACAGAACAAGAAAUAGAUAAUGAGGAGAUAGAUUCUUCUGAAGAAGAUAGUGAAACUGAACAAGAAAAUAAUUUUGAAGAUUUAUCUUCGAUAAAAGAUACUGGACUACUUGAUGAUAUAGAAAUAGAAGAUAAUGAUAUUGAAGAAGAAACAAUUUUGAGCUUUAAAG